GUAUGUUCGGCCAUGAUGCAGGUUACGGCCACUUGAAGUAGGCUUGUACCAUGGGGUUGAAAAUAAUCCCUUCAAUUUCUUGUCAACGUUCGACAUGUACGCGUUGUUUUUAACCGUGUUCUGCACCUUCGUUGUUCUGGGGAGUGCCAGAGGUGAGUUAGACUGCUGUAACUACUCUUUAGAGGCGACUACAGUUGCUACAAAUCUAAUAGUUAUUCGAUGUUUGCCUUUGUUGUAUUUCCUAUUUCACGCGUCAGUGAAUCUAUACUUCGAUAGUUCGCUCACAAGCUUUUCAAUUUAGCCCAAUAUUAGAGCGUGUUAGCUAAAAUAAUUGUGUGUUUAAAAUAUUAUUGGUAUAGAAUUGGAAAGUUUACCCUUUCAUUUAAAACCUAACUGUAAUCUCAUUUGAGUCUCAAAAGAUUGUUGGAGAAACGCGGUAGUUUCCGGUAGCAUUGUGGUUUGCACUAUUGUGUAUUUAUUACUUGCAUAAAGGUUUCGUCCCUCUUAAUUUUCUUUUACCCACAAACAUUAAUGCGUUUGUUUUUCCAUCAAAGAACACGUAUAUGAAGCCGAAUGCUGUAAGAAUAUACGAGGUAUUCGGGAGUGCAAGGACGAAUGUGAAAAGGUAUUGUAUUAUAAACUCUCCGCAUCUUUAAUACUCGAUAAAUUUCCCAAAAUUUCGAUAGAUUUCCCCUCACACCGUUGCAUUCUGUACUCCGACCGCUCUGUCUCGUGGAACUUAUAUAAUAAACCUAAAUUUAAGUGUAAGAUCGAAGCUCAAAGAUGCGAAUUUCUUGACCCAAAUGAGUCGUUCAAUGUUGCUAACGAAUAGCAGAUUGUUGACACGCAUUCAAACAGGGUCAGCAACGCAUUAUAAUAUUUCGAUGUAAGAUUUUUAUAUUAUUACUGCACAGAAACCUCAGUACAGCGGUAUGAAGAUAAAGAAGUGAUCGAAUGAGUAAUGAUAUUUUUGUGUGCGUUUAGGCAUGGAAUGAGCGAGACCCGGCAAAGAAACUACAGCUUGCUCUCAGUUUACCUAAAGUCUGCCCGUCACAUCUGGUAAGUUCAUGAGACAAUGGCGUUCGAAUAAAAUCAGUGUUGUCCGAUAUAUUACAGUUGCAGCUGGACGUUGUGUAAUAGAUACACUGUAUUAUACAUAAACCUUUUACUAAAGUCCGUCCUGUUUGAAUUUCAUAGGUUUCUUUAUGGAAGUGUUUAAAUUCGUCGAUUAAAGGUACGAUUUUGUUCGCGUUGUUAGCAUGCUGUGAAAGGCUGGCCUUACGCUGGUGUCGUAAGGAGUUCUACAAAUAACGCAUUAGCCGAAAAGAAUAGACCAAUUAUAUACGAAAAUCAAUUGAUCCCUAUUUCUAAAUGACUUUGCGAAUAUUUAAACGUCUGUGGGAAGGGAAAUUUAACUUAAUGGUCUGAUGUAUGACACCCACCCGCUUUGAGUAUGCCGGUUUAUUAUUGUAAAAACUGUUUCAAACGUAAGUGUUUGCGUGACUAUGUUCGCUAUUAUUUUGAUUAUUUUCACAAGUGUUCGCUGAAUGAUCGAAUGUAUGAGGAGGGGAAGAGUUUCGUAUGUAUGUGAUGGAAAAAUUAUCAAGUUAUCAACGUUUAUUCGAUCAUCAUACGUUGUGCGGGUUAAACACAGGGUGAUCAGUAAUGGAGAUUUAAUUGUCUUGGACAUUAUUUCUCCUCGGCAAAACAUUUUGACUGUGCCAUCAAGCCGGAGGUGUUAAUUUCAUGAACAUUCUCAAAUUUACAUUUGUUUAUAAAUUUGCAACAUUAUGUGACUUCGCCGCGUUGGUCAUUUUUUACGCAUGGCUGUUUUCAAAAACUUUUUCUUUGUCCAGCUUUUAGCACCAAGGCAUGUGAAACAUAAGCCGGCGGUCGAUUCACUUUGUUUUGUUUGAUGUCUCGAGUGUUAGCGAUUUUGAAAUCUUCAAGGUGUUACUUUAUUACGAGUUAUUUGAGUUGAUACACUACAGACUGAGACUGUAUACCAGACAUGGCUUUAUAUAGCAAUAUUGUAUAUAGUAAUAUUGUGCAUUAGUGAAAUUCUUUAUACAAAGCUUUAAAGAUUCUGGCAUGUGGCUCUGUUGUAUCUGUCUAUUAGAAAGUAUUCCGUGAUAUUUUGUACAAAGAGCAUUGGGUAAUUAAUUCCCUAAAAUCUGUAUACCAAAGUAUAUUUUGUAACACAUAUUGCCACAGUUUUGCAAUGUUUUUCUUGUCUGGCAAAUGUGUAUUCGAUAUUAUUUUACUGACACUGAUAGCUUCCAUUAUCGACCACAACACACUGUUUUGUGGCUGACAAAAACUGGCCCUACAGCAUUUAUUUAUUGUUUGUUGCGGUUUCUCACAUUAAUAUUUUAAAAGCAGUGCUUUUAGCGAGUUGUAAUAUGUAUCAAACCGUUAUCCGUAUUUGCUUUUUAGUUCCAUCAUAAAACGAAAUUCGAGUGUUUGGGUUCUUUUCGAUAGAAGGGCUGAUUUGAAUAGCGACGAUAAGAUCUUGUUUUAGUAAAUUUGCAUACAGCUUUUAAAUUGAGCUAUUACCACAACGCAGCCCCCUUUUAUUGAAAAGGUAAUCAAAUUCGAUUGAUAUUCACAACACAUUGUGUGUUUGAAAUUGUUUGAAAGAAUUGCUCAUAUUGUGUUGAGACUAAUUGAAGCAAGGAUUUAUGUACAGCUCAGACAAUGUCUUAACUCUGAUCGCAACGUAUCAUGCUGGGCCAUUGCGAAUUUGAAUAUCAAAGAUAAUUUAUUUUAGCACAAAACUUGUUGUUUUAGAAUACAUUUCAGAACUAUUGUGUUAAAAUUACUGCGUCUACACUAUAUUUACCACAACAGUUCUAAUAUAAACCCACCCCAAUUCAAGUUCAUUGCAUGAGUAGCUCAAAAAAGGACAGUGAUGUUUUUAAGAGGAUUAAAAAAGGUGUGCAUUUUUAGGAUUUAGUUUAAGAUGUAUCCUGUAUGUCAUUUCCUAUUUACACCUACCUAAUCUUAAUUCUCCUUUGGAUCUUAAAGAAUUCUCUAAGUCUAUCUAUCUGAUAUAUGCUGUUGAGUGAUACAGACAAGAACUAAAGUGGGCUGCUCUAGACUUUUCUAAUAUUGUUCUGCAAAGCUUGAUAAAACAAAAUAUAUUUUUCAACCCUGAGGGAAGUUUAAUUUUCCAUUCUCAUUAACUCAUUAACUUCCCCCAGUGAAAUAAUUUACAUGUAGCCUAAAAGAAGAAAGUGUAGAUAAAAGUUGGAGUAUUAUGGCCUCAGUGGGUCCAGGAAGAGGCAUGGUCAGACUGUCUGGUUUUAAUACCCACUAACACGAGUUUGACUAAUGGUCGCGUGUCGCGGGGAAAAAGUCGCGGGUAAAAAGUCGCAGGUCGUAAAAAAGCUCUAAACAGUGUAUUUUAUUGAGUCGCGGGUUGAAUAAAGUGUAAAAAUCACAUUAAUAUAUUUUUUUAUCAAUAGUUGUUCGAAGAUGUUAUGGCUGCAAUUGCGAGUUUCUAGAUAAAUAUAGAUAUCAGUAUAUAUAUACAUAUAUAUCAGUAUUUGUAACUUUAUACUAAUCUGUCCUGAUGAUGACUAAAAUAUAGUCAAAACGUAGAUUCAUUAAAGCUACAAAAUGUUAUUUGGAGUUACUGUCCUUUUGUAUUUUAUUAAAAUACUCAGUGGUUCCCGUAACUAUAUAACAUUGUAAAGCACGUUGAUAGACGGUAGUGCAAAAGGAUCCUGUUACACAUUCCUAUGUUUAUAGUCCUGAUUUUAGUAAUACAUAUUACCAUCCAAUUUCUGCCAUAUCACGCGUAAAAAUUCGCUAUUCAGUGGCUCAGUACGCGUUGUCGUCAAGCCUCUGCGCAUCGAUCAGUACUUUCCAGAAACAAGUGCCAGAGAACAUUACAGUGACUUAAAUAUCCUGGUUGUUGGUGAAUCAUAAUGUACUUUUAUAAUGUCCUAGCAUGGAUAUAUCUAUUAUUUGUGAUACUAUAUGGUUGUUUUUAAAUUGGUAUAGGCUGAUUGUAAUAGUAGUGGUAAACUGAAUUUAUUUCUACCAAAGUCUUGUUUGUCUCUUUCAGAACAUAUUUUUUGAUUAGAGGAUUUUUGUCAUGGUAUAAUUGAAAUUAUUCUUUCAAGUUUUAGACUUCUGGCACGUUUAUAUAGAACAAUUAAAUCAUGACAAAAGGCUCUUGGGCAAUAUUUCGUAUUGAAGCAAUCCUAUAUAGUUGUUUACUAAAUGACAACGUGAUUUUUACACACUUUAUUCAACCCGCGACUCAAUAAAAUACACGGUUUGGAGCUCUUUUACGACCCGCGACUUUUUACCCGUGACAUUCAGUACCCGCGACACGCGACCAUUAGUCAAACUCUCGUUAAAUCAUGACAAAAGGCUCUUGGGCAAUAUUUCGUAUUGAAGCAAUCCUAUAUAGUUGUUUACUAAAUGAUAACGUGAUUGAUGUGUGACUGGUGAAAGCUACUGAAAAAUAAAGUACAAUUUAUAUAAGUGCAAACAUGCAUUAACAAAAAGCAGAAGUGUGGUUUGUAGAUCCUAAAUAAUUCCAUUGUUAUUUUUAGGUCUUCACCUCUAUGCUCAUUCAAAUUUAUUAAAAGAAGGCAAAAGUUGUUGCCUGCUUGGAAUUCAUCCAUCAUGCAGACAGGCUUGUUUCUUGGUUACCAAUAGUGAUAGUGAGGAUCUUAAGAAAUCUUGCAAACCAAAGGACGAGGUAUUUAAAUAUAUGGCCGGGUGCAAUAUUUAGUGCAUAUUAAAACUAAACUCAUUCAAUAUUCUAUUAUACAACCACUCAAAUACUUACUAUAACAGGGCUCGAAACUUGAAAUUUUUGUCAGUAUCCAAGUGGAUACCAGCAUCAUAGAAUCUAGUAUCCAUCCUUGAAAUAUAGUAACCCAGAUCUGGAUACUAGAUAUUCUAUUUCCAGUAUCUAAGCAAGGCAAAAUUUUACCUUGAAACCAGGCCUUCAGUUGCUGAGCAAAAACCAGGCCUUUAGUUUCAAUAAUAAAAAUAUGUAUUGAAAUUCGAAAAAAUUGAAAAUGACACACUGCGGCGAUACGAAAGAAAGCACCGUUUGUGAAAUUUUUUUUUAAAAUAUUCUACCAAAAUCCGUAGACAUUGAAGUUCGGAAACAUGCCAAACGUCUAGAUGAUUAUCUACUAUUGCAAUUUCAAUACCCAGUAUCCAAAAUUAAAAUCUGAUAUCCUGUGGAUAUCGGGAUACCGCAAGUUUCAAGCCCUGUAUAGUCUGUAAAUUUUAAUAAAAGUUAUUCAUUUCUACCAACAGGAAUCCUUGCUGCGUUGUGUUGAAAGAAAUGAUGGUACUUAACUUAAUUGUCAGUGCAUUUUAUUAUUACCUGAAGUACAUCCUCUCCCCCCAAAUCCCCCAUCCAGACUGCAGAUAUUUCCAUUGAUGGGAAAGGGUGGAUCAUUGCUGGAAUGACCUAAUAAGCAAUUUAGCAUGAUUUUAUAUGUACUGUAUCAAAAGUAUAUGUACUGUAUCAAAAGUAAAUAAACAGAUGAAGGUCAAUUGCCAGUGGUUUAGGUGUUAUUUUCCGCUGGCUGAGGCACGAAAGAAGUGGAAAAUGUGUUCUCACACACUGCUGGGGGCCUGAUGAAAUCAGGGUGUUAUAGGGUGGUGCAGGUUAGUUGGGCAUAUUUUUGUUGUUGCUCAAUGUAGCUUGACAGUAUCCCACCCACCCAGCCAGCCCUUUAAUGUUUAUUAGUAGAGAGUAGAGGAACAGAACGGUUUUGGACUGGGUAUAUGUACUUGUUAUAGUAAUUAUGUAGCGAGCAAUUGUAAUGUAUGGUAGUUUAAAAAAAGUCAAGCUUGCGGCUGACGCUGCAGCAGCUCCAAGCGGUGUGUGAGAAGUAUAUAUUUUAGAUUUUUUGGUUAAUUUUUAAAUUUUUAUUUAGCAAGUAGAACAUGCUGUUCAUCAAGAAAGAGAAAGUGCGAAAGAGCAUGCCAAAAUGUAAGUUGGCAACUUGGCACAUUUCAAUAUCAACAUAGAAGCACAGGCAGAAACUACCUACCUGUAUAUACUGUAGUUCAUUAAUAAUUUUUAAAAACUUGAUCAUACGAUAUAUAAAACUGAGCCUGGUAGUACUGUAUAGCUGUAUGUACAUACUCAAUGUCAAUAUUGUAUUUCUUAAUUUAUAGAAUAAGGUAUAGCAUAGUCAAUAUGUUCCCUCUUUUAGGUUUUUGCAUCAAACAAGGUGCCUAGUAGGAAAAAGCUCAAACUUGUGAAAAGACACUGCAAAAGAAAAAACCUUCGUGUAGAUAAGUGUGUCAGACGUAAAGUCGCAUUGUCAAAAACACCAGGUAAUGUAUUGGUUGCGAUAGAUGAACCAGGCGGAAAUCGUAAUCUUGAGAUAAAUAUUAAUGCCCGGCAGAAAAUAUGUAAAAGAGCCAUAACAAAAAUAUAGUUUAAAAUAUUUAUUGGAAAGCUGACGUUUGAAUCUUUAACUUAAGACAUGAACCUACAUGAACCUACAGUACUGAUCACAGGAAAGUUAACAGUCCUGUAUCCCGUUCCAUCGGACGGGAAUCCAAUCCUGCGAAUAUUAAAAUCCGGAUUUAAAGUACAACGUUACAGUAACUGCAAUAAUAAAAUUGACAAAUGUUAGGAGAUGUUUUGUGAUUUAGCCAAUGCUAUAAACGAUAUAUAAAAACAAAUAUAAAUCUGUAGCAGUAAAUAUCACAAUUGAAAAAUAUAAGGGGAGUUUUAGAAAUGUCAAUCUCGUAUACUGAGUAAUUAAUACCUAUAGAAAUUUCGGCUUCGUUAGCAAGACUUAUAGGCUGCUGGUAUUUGUUAAACUAGGUUUCUGAAUACUUACCAAUAAAUAUAAUAUGAGGCUAGAAAUCUUUCGCGCUUCAACAGAACAAAAACUUUAGAUUUCCGUUUAAUUUCCGCCACCUUCAACCAUAACAACAUCUUUUGUCACUAUUCCUGACACGCAAUCGUCCACCGGAAAAUAUGCAGCCGCAUACGUUGACACUUUAGACUAUUUAGUCGGUUUGCGAAGCAUUUUGAGACUUUUUCUUUCAAUGUGAACACACAGAGCAGUGAAGUGUUUGGACAGAAUGAACUUUUUGCAUUUCAACAUCGAUAAAAUCCAAAACAGCUAUAGGAACGCUUUCUUUUCUUUGCGGUGCCCAGUGCAUGCUACCGUCGACAGUGUCUGGUUUUGCUUAAAGCGUCGUAGAAACUUCCACAAUCCUACUCUUGAAAGCUCAACACUUUCGCUUUCUAAAAUUUGUAAUAUUUCCAAUGUCUUAUAGCCUUCUUCUUUUAAUUUUACUAUUUGUUCCUUGCUGUGGUGGUUUAACCUUCCCAUUUUGACACGCACAAACUGAAUCAAAAUAGCAUAUUUUGAUCUAUCCCAAAUUUCUACAUAUAUUAUUUUCUCCUAAGUGCUUUCCCGUCCCACGCAAGUGACGCAACAAAAUCCUGUCCCAUGGAAUGGGAUUCCCGUUCGGAAUAGCAUUCCGCACGGGACUGGUAACUUUCCUGUGAACAGUACCAGGGAUGGAUUUACUGGGGGAUAUGCACCCCCCUAGCCCUGGUCAGGGGGUGUGUGCUAUUUUUCAUGAUAAAGCAAAAAAGACAAAAUGAGAUACAGUAAUUUGAGUAAUAACAUGAUGAUAAGUGAACUGUGAACAACAAUUGCAAUUAGUAGUUGAUGACCGACACAACUCGGCAGUCGGCACCAGAGCACACCCCCCCACCAGAUCAUGCUGGAUCCAUCCCUGAACAGUACUGUACAUUGCAUAAAUUCAUUCAAUUCAUUUAAUGCUUAAGUUAUAUCCAUCGGCUACCUCACCUGAUUAUGUGUGUGCACGGUAGGAUGCAUUCCCCUGUUUCCUUGAUUGUAUAAACCAGUCACAAAUUAUUCUAUCAUUUGAAAAUUAAAAUUCGGCGAAUUAUAAAUAUGCGGUAAUGUUAUUAUUGCAGACCACAAAUGUUGUCGUAUGGCUGAUGAUGAGCAAUGUCAAACUGUUUGCAGAAAGGUAAUUUUGUUCAAAUUUUGUUUUAAAUAAUCAUAUUCCAUACUAUAAAUAUUCAUUCCUAUCCUAAAUACUCGUAUUGUUGCCGUACAAUUCAUAGUUAAACUUUAAUUUAAUUAAGUAUUCCAAAUAUCAUGCCUGUAUAUUUAAUUUUUUUGCAGGUAGCCAAAAAACAUUUUCAGUUAGCCCUGCGUAGUCCAAACUUACUCGCUUCGCUUGAAGCUUGCAAAUUGCAACAUGGGACCGGGCACAGAAGAAAUUUUUUUGAGUUAUGUUUCAUAUUGUCAAAAUUGAGUGUUCACUAAUUUGCUAAAACCCAAUUGCUGGAAAAUUUUCGUAUAUCAAGCUGACAAGAUUGUCAAUAAGAUUUGGAAACUAAGAAUUUACGUCUUGGGUACGACUCUUAUUAAGUCUGGUCGAUAAAUAUUGCGGAAUGUAUUCGGAAACAUCGAAAUUUUCUACUUUACUUAAGCAUGCAUGAGACCUUCUGACCAAGGAUUGCAGUUAGCUUCACACACUUGCAGGUAGCAUACCUAGGAUCCCAACAUCUGAUAGGCAUGCCAAAUAUUCAUUCAAUACUCUGCUUCCACCUGGCCUCGAAAUAAAUCUGGACGUUAUACCGGUCAUAAUGACCGGUGGAUCACUAAAUUUACCGUUCACAGCGGAAUUUAUGCCGGUCAUUGUCACUCGUCCUUAGCUUCUUUUCCCCCCUCAUCUUUUGCAUGACUCGUUACUUUAGAAACAAUUGUGUAUUUUAAUUGUAUUUGUAUACAAAGUAGAAGUAUGGCGUUUAUCAAAGCUGUAGUAGUAAUGAUUACUAAUAACAUUAACAUUGUUUACUAGCAAAUUAAUAUAUUAAUUAAGUCUCAAAUGACAACUGUAGUUUGAGUUGCGAGCAUGCUUCAAGGCUGCAUUCCAGUUAUGCGUUUUUCAUACGUUUUUCAUGUGUACGCACGUAAAAGUUGAAAUCGCUUUACAUCCUACUUAUGAAAUAACUAAAUUUAUAAAAGUCAGCAUUCAGUUUUGUGUAUGAUUUAAUAUGUAUCUGUUACGGUUAUUUGCACUUAUAUGAAAUAUUAAAAGAUUUAAACUUUUCUGUCUGUCGCAUGUGUGAAAAACGCGUAACUGGAAAACAGCCAUUAGGCAUAUCAAUACAGAAUCGGUAUAUCGUAUCUGUAUGACGAAAUGUGUCACUUCGCCACCCUUAUUAGCCUGCACCGUAGACGGACAUACACUUUUUUUGAAAAUUGGAAAUAAAAAAUCAGCUCCAUUUUUGAAUGUACUUUUUUGAACGUACUUUUUUGAACGUAAAAUUUACCGGUCACACACGUCCGCCCAGUGGCGGAAACUAGGGGGGGCGAUCGCCCCCCCCCCAAAAUUUUACUAAAAUUAUAUUUUAGCUAGAUUUCAUAAUUUAUUUUGAAAAAUGAAAGCACAAUAUAAGGAAACGAAAUGGUAAGUUUUAAUAAAAACAAGCUAAAAACUAGCAAAAGUAUUCUACAUUUAUAAUCUCACAAGUCACACAAUGAGUGUUAUGAAUUCUGAAAAAAAGUCAAAUUAAAUUAGUUUUAAGCGCUAGCUGCGCUACAAGUCUUUACUUAAACUGUACGAUUCGGGAUUUUUGAUUUACCCAUCGAUCAAGCACUUUGUCCAUGUUUAUUCUUUUUAACAGGUCUUUAUUCAUGGAUAGCAACAUAAAGUCACUGGCCAACAAACUGUCUAAGCUAUUACGAGCCCAGCUCAAUAUCCGAUUCAUAGCACUGAAGCUCCAAAAUUGACCACAAUGUUUAAAAGGUGGUGAAUUUUGGCUAAAACAGUAGCUUCUAAUGAUGUAACCUUAAUCGUGUCCAGUUACGGCAGUAUAUAGGCUCUUAAAUUUAUGAUAUACAUGCAUAUAUAAUAUAGAGUAUUUUCCCGAGUGUUCAUAAAACAAUAGCAAAUAAUUGUAUCAAAUUUACUACGGACUAUACAGUAUCUAUUCUAUAGGUAGUAAUUUUCAGGUGUUCUUUCACUUCUCUGGUUUAGAUAUUUAUUACGUACUGCAAGUUCAGAUUACCGGUUUUUUAUGUUUACCACAUGAUUUAAACCAAAAUUCACCAUUAACUUAAUGUUUUGAAAACCUGGAAUUUCUUACAAAAUGCGCUCUCAGAAUGCUGCAAAUGCCAUUUCAGGGGUCCAAAUUUUAAAAAUUUUCUGGGGGGGCAUGCCCCCAGACCCCCCUAAAAAACUCGUGCCUUCGGCAUCGCCCCCCAAAAUUUCGCAAAGUUUCCGCCACUGCGUCCGCCACGCGACGAUAUUUAUCGGUCAAACCGGUCAGUGACUGGCACUUAUUUCAAGGCCUGGCUUUUCCACCCCUGCUACAGUCGUACAGUGCGCAAUACGUGUAUAUUAUCAUAUACAUUCCUAAAAUAAGGAAAUGAAGUAUAUGGAAUCAGGAAGCAUGCAACCAAAAAGGGUUAUGUUUUUUAUGUUUCUUCAUUUAUCUCAGUAAAGACAUACAAACAGUGUAUAACGUUAACAGUGCCCAUUUUAUGUCAUGAACUACAGGAACAUGUACUGUAUGAGAUAAUAUACACUUUUAUAAUUCCAUAGGCUAUGGCCUCUGAAAAUCCACUGGAGGAAAAAAUUAAAGUCCUGCGAAAGUUCUGCAAAAUAACCUUUUCUGUGAGUUGUUGUUCUUGUAUAUAUUUUAAGACACCAAUUACAUAUAUACAACAUGCAUAAUAAAUACCCAGCAGGUUUUAAUACAGACAUAUCCUUGACAUUGCAGGGUGGUUUAGGGAUAUGUUUACUAACUCAUUCAAGUGAGUAUUGUGCAGUGCAUUAAAUGUGUCAAUUCAAGUAUUUUUGAAAUUAAAAUUAAAGUUUUACUGUCAAGGGGAGACCACUCAAUGGGUUAAGUUUGUUUUUUAGAGUCUAUGCAGACUGUUCGUGACCCGGAAAGAGGUGUGUACCUUUUGGCAAAUUACAUUUCGAUUUUCUUUUUACUGUUUUAAAGUUAAUUGUGAUGGUUUUAUUAUUUUUUAGAAUCAGGUGUUAUUUUAGAACCACUAAAAGUGGAUGUUAGGCUACAUUGCUGUUUAAGUGCAAAAACAGACAAAUGUUUUAAGUUAUGUUUGACGACAUAUUCUGAAGGUGGUAAAACUGAUGAUCUAUUCAAAAGAAGAUGUGAAUUUGACCCAAUUGAGGUAUGUUUAUGUACAGUAUUUUCAUUGGUUGUGUCAGUUAUUUCAUUUCAAAAUUAGUAUUAAAAUAUUGAGCAAAAAGGCUGAAUAUGACACCUCUAGCUUGAGUUUGAUUCACAAAAGUGUGUGAUAAUGUAGCUAAUUUGUUUACUGUAGUUCUAUUUGCACUUUGUUAAAUCAAUAAAUCCAUUUUUUGCAUUUUUUAGUCCACUAUGUUAACUUGCAUCGCUGAUGGUAAGUUAGUAAUAAUAGAGUAGAUAUAUUAUUUCAUAUCUAGGCUCUUUUAGACAACUAUAGACGACUGCACUGUCUGCACAUGAUUUUAAAUAAUGAUUGCUUAUUCUGUAUUGCAGUUUCUCAACCAUGUCAUAUUGGUUGCAGUGGUCUUGGCUUUUGUACAAACUUUAAUCACAGGUCAGUUCACAAUUAUGCUUGGGGAAUCAAGUACAGUAAUGUACUGUAUUACUAGCUCCCUAAAUCAAAACUGGCUAAUGUGUGUUGCAGAACAAGUUUUAAAAAUAUAGAUAUUCAGUUCACAGUAAUUCAGAGUCAUUCAAGUGAUAAAAGGUUUCAUGACUAAUAUACAGGGUGUAUCAAAAUAAACGCAAUUCAUCUUUUGUGCUUAAUAACUUUCGAAAUACUAUUUCUAGUUAAACGCUUUUAGGCUUACUUCAAAGCCUGUUCUUUUCUCUUUCAAACAAACUAUUAUCCUUGUCUCCAAUGCUGGUAAUAAUUGCACAGGAAAAGAUUUAGUAAAACCUAUCAUUUUUAGUUGCUGUUUAAUUAUGCAAGUUUAUUAUGUUAUUGUUUAGUCGGUUUAAAUGUUAGAAUUUUCUUCUUUAAACUUUAAUGUUGUCGUCACUACAUCUGGAAAACCACGUAAGAACAAAUUAAAAGUAUUUUAAAAGAGACCAGGUUGUUUGAAAAUCCUAAACGAAUGCUAAAAAUCGUCAAAACAUUCUGGUGUCUGAGCCAGAGUGUCAUCGAAUUGCGAUGUAAUGUAAACAGAAAUUAUAGCAAGAUGAUGUCAGUCAGCUUAGAUGGUCCAAGCCAAAAUUAUAUCGCAUUUGAAGUUUCAAACUGAGUUAAAAAUAGUGGAAGAAAAGCCGUAAUUAUACUUAUUGUUACAAUCCAUUUAAUAAAAUGCAACAUUUGUUUGUUUUAAUGAAAAAAUCAGUUAUUUUCAUGAGAACGAUUUGUUAUUCCAUCUCAAUUUUUUUAAUCUCCAAUCGCAAUAACGUAAAGUAUUAUUACCCGCGAACCAAUGAGUCAAAUUUAACAAACAACCCACUGUUAGAAAGCUGAAUGGCUACGCUUUAAAAUGAAUGUAAACUUUAACGUUUUCGUCUAUUAUUUGUUUAGCAAUUUACAUUUCAGUCGAGGAUUGCGCUUUUUUUGAUACACCCUGUAGUAGUCACGUUUAUGAUUUUAGGCAUACAGAAUUAUUCCGUAGUUGUACCUUAGAGAGAGAUAAUGCUGCUAAAUCUGAUUACGAGAACUGGUUGCGGGAAAAAAGAGUUGAAAUCCAUUCAAUGGAUGUUGUACCUGUGAAAGAUAUUAGCACAUGCUUGCCAGAGUGGUGGAAGGUGAGAAAAAGUGAAUUUCAAGUUUGGUUAUAUUUCUGACUGUUUUGUUUAUGGACUGUUUUAUUCUAUUGUAGGCUGUAGCUUGUGCACUACAAAUUCGACCUUGUCAUGUUAAAUCUCAUGGCUCUACCAUAUGCAGGUAACACCUUAUCAGUUACGACACAAAUAUAUGGUCAUAUAUCUUUAUAAAUGGUUAAGCAAUUGUUUCAAGACUGUUAUGGAUGUUACAGCUAAAACAACCACCCACUUCAAUGCAUAAUUUUAUUUCUUAAUUUCUGUGAAUCUUAAAUUAACCAAUAAAAAGACAUUUUGUUCAUUUCAACUCUAGCCAGCGUGGCCGGCUCUUUUAUAAGUAGAGCCUGCCCGAAAGCCCUAGUCAAAUUGAUGCCGCCUACUUAGUUAAUAUUCCAUAUUAACACCGCCCACUCGAAAUAGUUUUGUAUAAAUGAUGACUUGAAAUGUCAAUUGUUGCAUAUUUUACUAUAGCCUGCGCUACAUGCUUUCAAUAAACUUUUUAGAAUAGAUGAUAGCGAUUCAACUGCCUGGAAAUACAAGCAAAACGUCGGCAUUUCGAGCGAAGGCCCUUCGACUUUGUCUGGAAAUUAAUAGUAGACGAAGACCGUUCAAAAUUAUAUUAUGCUUUGCACCUGUAUGGCUGUACUACAGUUACAAAUAUUGCAGUAUAAAAUAUAAUAAAUGACUUAGGAAAAGUAAAUAGACCCCUUCCCGUGUUAUACACGUUGGCAGGCAAAUGUAUUUUAAAAGCUCCAAAGAGAGCUUCGUAUUAUUAUGGUGUAUUAAACACAAUGGGGAAUGUAUUAUUUUAUAUAAUCGUAAUUUGCCAGCCAGCAAAAUAUAAACAAGGCAAGGACAGCCAAGGUUUUAUACUCUAUACCUCUCUCCUCCACAGAGGCUUUAGUUUUCUUAGGAUUUAAGAUUACGAUGAGAUACAUUUCACUACACUUACAUGGUGGAUCUUGGAACACGAGCGUAGCCGCUGGGCGAAGGAUUGCAGACUCUAUACUAUAGUGACCAUACGGUUUAAUCAUACGACAUACACUGUAUGCAGUAACAGCAGUAUGGCUUGCCUUAUUCUGUUUAGAUACCGGUAUAUGGUAUACAUUUUACACUUUGUCUUUUGAAUCUUAUAUUUUAGCCGACAGGUUUACAACUUUAAUAUAGCGAUGCCGUUUGUUUUUACAGUAGUUAUUUUUAAAUAUUUGAAUAAAUUAGCGUAACAUGUCAAUCAACCUGUGGUUCAACGUAAAUUCAGCCAAUCACAAUUCUCGGCGGCUGGCUGCCGAGAGUCAUCAAUUUGACUAGGGCUUUCGGGCAGGCUCUACUUAUAAAAGAGCUGGCCAUGCUGGCUAUUUCAACUCAUGAAUGACAUAAGGCAUAACAUUAAUAUUUUAUGAAUGACAUAAGUUGUUACAUAUUAAUUUAUUGGUUUCAAAAUAUGUGAUUUUCUUCUCAUAUGGAAUGGCCCUAAAAUAAUUCACUAAUAUUUUUGGCUGGCAAACAUGUGGCGGCAAGCAAACCAGUCUCUGGAAAAGGACUGUCUGAAUUUGUUAGAAAAUGGCCAUUCAAACAAAAGCAACAUAAGAUUGUAUUUUGUAAGUUUUAAAUGUUUGCCAAGGCCAAAAAAAAAUAUGUGGGUUUCCGGUUUCUUCUUAUAAAAACUUAGGUAGGGUAGGUCGGUUUUAACUUUUUUUUUAAACUUUUUUUUUUAAUUUUCUGAACAAGCGGACGCCAUUUUGUUUAGUCAGUGCUUUCACAUCCAAAGAUAAAUUUCCCUAAUAUUGCCUCAAAUUUCAAUUUUCCACAAACUUUUUCCUCCAAGUGGAAACACUUACAAGCAUGAUCCAAUAAAAAAGUUUAUGGUCGGGAUUUCGACAUCCAAAAGCUAGGUAGGGUCGGGAAACCGGAAACCCACAUUUUUUUUUGCCCAAUGUAAAUGUUGGACAGUAGCUGAAGCCCAUAAGCAAUUACUGUAUGUCACAUUUAGAGUGCUGUGACGUCACCUGCAAGGACUGACUCACUGAUUAGUGUUUUGCUACAAUGGAAAAAUUAAGUAGGCUAUAUUCUCAGAGCAGAAUGCUCAGAUACUGUACAGGUACAUACUGUAUACAAUGUACUUGACCUAUGUUUUGUAUUUGGUUGAAUAGGAGUGAUUGUUUAAAAAUUCUUGGUGAAUGUGCUGAAAAAGAAAAACUUGGUGUUAGAACUGUGGAAGAGAUUUGUGCUCGGUUGUCUCCUGAUGAUCAAUCAUCAUGCAUUUCCCUUGAGAGUUAUCUCAGUAAGUAUUAAACAUGAUAAAGACUACUGUGCUUUUAUAUCAUUAGCUUGGUAUGACAAAAUGGUUGAAGCGUUAAAACGAAAAGUUGUUAUAAUAAUAAUAGUAAUAAUAGUGGGUUUAUUAAUACACGUUCAAUAGCAAAAAGCUAAAUUACAACGUGUUUACAUCGUCAGCAUUAAUUAGAAUUAAUUAGAAUUAUUACUGAUUUAAAACUAUUUACAUCAAUGGACCUAUAUGUAUAUUAAAAUCGUUUAUAUAUAUAUAUGGAAUUGUAUAAAUAUGUAUAUAAAUCUUACUUAUCUAAUUUAAAAUUAUAUUCAUUAAUAGCAUGAACUACAGGGCUGUUUCUAAAACGUUCAGUGUUGCAAAAAAAGUUACAAAUCUUUUCGCUAUUUGUCCUAGUCUCUCUUUCCCUAAUGUCACUCAGUUUCUUUGGCAAUAGUCCGUGAAGUCUGUGUGAUGGUUGUAACAUGUCCUCAAUUAAGGAGGCACAUAAAUUGUCCCUGCGUUCUUCUAAGGUCAGCAGAUUGCUCUGUGAUAAUAGAAGUCCAUAAUCACAAAGGCCAGGAUAAAUUAUUCGGAGGGCUCGUUUUUGGAUUCUAUGUUUUUUUUAUGCAUUUGUGUCAGACCCCCACUCCAGAUUUGUGCACCAUACUCUAGAACAGAACGAAUUACUGUACAAUAGAAAGCUAAUAGGUCAUUUUUUGGUGCACCAUAAGUUCAUAACUCUUUAAAAUCUUCAAGAGGUAAAGUCGCUUAGCGCCUUUUUUACAAUGUACUCAGUGUUGGUUUUCCAUCUCAUGUCAUCGUCUAUCCAUAUUCCUAACAAUUUAUACGACUUUACACGGGAUAUUUUAUCGUCGCCAAUAUUAAUCGGUGGUAUUUCUGUUUUCUUCUUCCGAAAAUCAAUUAGCAUUUCUUUACAUUUUUUCCCAUUCAGUUCCAUACUCUCAUCCUUUGCAAAUUGCACUACGUUAUUUACACUUCGUUGGGUGUUACCAAUUGGGCUACCAGAUGAAUGUUGAGUUAUGGUAAUGACUUCGGACAAUGUACUAUCAUCAACGAACAUAGCUAUAUCUUGAUCAUCAGAUGCUUCACAUAUCUGUUCCUGCUCAUUAGGUAUAGCGACUUGUGGGAGAUGGUUAAUUUUCAGGAUAAAUGCUAUUGGACCCAGCUUGCUACCCUGUGGGACUCCACCCCUGAUCUUUCGCAGGUCUGAUUGCUCACCUUGAAAUGAUGUAAAUUGCGAUCUGCCAUGUAGAUAGGACGCAAACCAACCCACUAAUGCGGGCCGUACACCGAUUCCAGUGAAGGUCUCAAGAAGCUUGUUGUGAUCUACAAGAUCAAACGCCUUCCGAAAAUCAAGAAAAACAAUUCUAAUACCUUUCCUGGAGUGUGCAUUGCCGAGUGCCAUUUAUGCAGUAGAUAGACAAGGCUUGAACUGCAGAUGUACCAGGAAGGCCGCCAAACUGGAAUUCACUAAUUUUUUCCCGAACAUCUUCAUAAAUCCAUUUGGUGGCGUAUGACUCUUGGACUUUGGACAAGGUACUUGUUAGUGCAAUUGGUCUCAGGAGAUCUACUGAACAGCAAGGCUUGUUCUUUGGUAUUCCACACACCUUGGAUACUUUCCAUAUAUCCGGGAAGAGCCGACAAGAAUAGGACUCAUUAAAUAUGUGUGUUAGAGGCCCUGCAAAGUAUUUUGCAAAUAGCUUGAUUAUCUAUUAUCUUAUAGUGUUAGGGUCAAAGGGACCCACUGCUUUGUUUACUUGAAGGCUGCUUAGCUUGUUCACAACGCUGUCAAACGUAAUAUAUGGUAAGCGUUCAUCGGGUCCAACAUGAAGCCAUUCACUUCUUACUUCUGAAAAGUCGCUAGUGAGGUUAGUAAAAAAGUCGUUCAUGUGAUAAGCGGUCUCUUUCGGGUUUAAUGGUGCUUCAGUUGUAGGAUUAAUGAGAGUAAAGCCUUGUUGUUUCUUUCCAACUAUUUUUUUAAUGUUUUUCCACCAUGUUUUGGGAUCUUGGACACGGGCAGGUUUAAUCUUUUCGUGGUAUAGUUUAUGUUUUUCCUUUCGAAUUUCCAAAACGAUUUUAUUACGCAAUGAUUUAAAAUCGUCAGUUCUUUCCCGCUGAUACAAUUUGUUUCUUUUGGAAAUCAUUUGUUUAAUUUUUCCAGAUAUAAACAGUUUAUCGUCCUCAUGCACUUUAAAUGUUUUCAACGGGAAAACAGUAUCAAUCAUCUCUGAUGUAACAGACAGAAAGGCAUCUACUUUGCUAUUUAUGCAAGGAGAGUUAUAUACCAUUGGCCAGUUUUGCCGGCUGAUAAGAUCUUCAAAUAACUGAAGACUGGAGUUCUUUAUCGGUCGAGUAAUGAUUUUCCUUGUUAUGUUCUUAUUCACUGUUCGAACUCUUGGUCUCCAAACGAUCAUGCAGUGGUCAGAACUACCAAGCGGGGCAAGCACCUCCGGUUCCUCAUACAAAGUGUGAGCGUUGCUAAAUAUAAGAUCAAGAAUUGCUGUUCCCCUUGUUGGUUUCUUCACCACCUGCUUUAAUCGGCAGUUGUUCGUAAUUAUCUUCUCCUGAAAACCGUUGCUCACAGAAUUGAAAUCCCCAGCAACAACAAUUGAUAGAUUCGGACUUUCACUUGUAAGCGCGUCGUAGCAGCUGCAGAAAUAGUCGUAAAAUUCCUCAAUAGCUCCAGAAUUUAGCGAUGGGGGUAAAUAUAUUAUAUUGGGGUUAAAUAUAUUAAUUCAAUAGAUAGAUAUAUAGAUAUACAUUAAUCAUUAUACAGAUAGAUACAAUGCAAUAGAUAUAUAGAUACAGUAGAUAGAUAGAUACAGUAUAUAGAUAGAUACUGUAGAUAGAGGGCCGUAAGUGAGUAAAAAAUAUUUUUACAUGUACAGGAAAGUGAUAUUUAGAGCUAUUUACAAAAGUUUUAAAAGAUAUUUAUAUCCUAUAUGAAAAUACAAUGACGUAAACAUCGGAAUUUGCAUAUAUAAUGAGCUACACAAUAAAUCACUUGAUAGCAAAUUCAGACGAACCUUAUACGUAUUUUUACAGGCCUUCAAAUACCGGUCGGUCAUGGACAUUGUCCGACCCAUUCGUGAAAUUGACCGACGUAGGGAGGAAACCACCGGACAUUUCUGUCCGACCUAAGUGAAACUGAGGUUUAUUGUUUAUCCGCCCUAAGUAUAUUUGUGUCCGACCGAACUGUAGCUUUGUCCAUCGUAAAUCAAAAUGUAUCCCAGCCCAGGACUAGAGGCUUGUAUGUUAAAUGGAAAAUCAGAGUACUAUUGUAUAGAAGGUCAACUGGAGAUAUUGUUUUAACGUAGUCGAGCGCGGGGUGGCGAGCGAAAUGGUGAAGUGGAAAACGGGCUUAAGUUGUCGAAGUCUUUUUUAAUACUGCUGUUCUGGAAAGCAAGUUAAUUUUGGCUUGGAAAUAAGUAUGAAAGAAACAAAUUAUUUAAUAUCUUCACAACAUUUACCGUUCAGAAUUAAUACAUUGUGCUGAUAUUCAUUUGUGUCAUUCAGACUUAUUUCCAAGUCAAAACUGAACUGAAGGUCAUCGGACAUAUGUCCGACCCAAAUGAAAAUUUUGUCAGACGGCCCUGUAAAAGAUAUUUUAAGGCCUGGUUUUUAACCGGUCAAUGCAUUUUUAAGUGAAUACACAUAUUUGCUGGGCUGCCUAUGGUUCGCCAGCCAUGUUUUUUCAUACACUAAAGUAACAAACGCAACUGAUCUCAAAUGUACUUCGCAACUGGAAUUUGAUUUGAAUUUCACUAUAACCAUGAACCAUCAAACAAUGUUUUUUACCGUUUAGGUCGGGCCUUACUGGAACAAAUAUUUUCCCUUGUCCUCAGAAGUGGCCCGAAACCGAAGGUCGAGGGAAAAUAUUUUUCCAGUACGGCCCUCCUGUCCGGUAAAUAACAUAUAUUUACUGUUAAAUAGUAACAUAUUAAUGAGUGUUAAAAUAGUAACAUAUUAAUGUCUAAAGAGAAAGUUGAUAGACUAUGUACUGUACAUACAGGUGAGCAGUGAUUUUAUUGGAAGAAAGUGAAUGCUUUCCCUAAUUUCUCGCUCCGUCAUACAUUUUUCAUGUUAUUAGUUCCUUUGGAUUUUGUACCAUAUGUGGACAAAUCAUGCAAGAAAAAUAAAACAAUCGUGUGUCACGAAACUCGAGGUUUAAUGGUUUAUGAAAUAAAUUAUAUUAAGAAUUGAGCAGAGUGGUCUGUCGGUUUAGGGGAUCUGGACCCUACCUUAUAAAGCCCAGCACACUGAUUCCCCUCCUUGGUAGCUAGAAACGCUUCCUUCCCACCUCACCCUCCUUCGCAUCUUUUCGCCCCUGUAGGUCUCAUCCCGAUGGAUGGUCCUCCCCUCUUUCCCUUCUCGUAAUUGCGACCGUUGCAGUUUCCUGCUAUUUAGGGGGGAGGGCCUGCUACGCAAGCUAGCAGUUUCCCUGUAUCCUCGUAUAUUAAUUUAUUACUAUAGUUGGCAUGUUUCUCUCUCGCGUCGUAGCAGAUUUUGCUCAUCUCCACUUCUCCGGAAGUGUGAAUGUAGUACUUAUAGGGAGAGGUAGUGUUCUCGGCACUCGAGAACAGCAAUUAUUUAUAUAGUAACUCGGUUAGAUAAUUCGUCAAUACCCAAGUGCAUGCAUGGCCAUGAAAUACUACGAUCGACCCACGGUUAUAUCCUCCAUCGAAUUACAAUACCUCUUCAACGGUAUUACAACCCUCCAAACUCCGACUAAUCGUGUGACGGAGCGAAAUUGUAGGCAUAUGCAUAUGUAAUACAAAUAUAAAUCACGAUAAAUAAAUAUAAAUCACGAAAAUAUAAACCCACGAAUAAUCAAAAGAGAUUAGAAUACAAACUUUAUUUAGCUCUUCAUGCCCCCAAAACACCCAGUUGAACACCUUGACACAAAUUCUUCGUCUGAACGUUCAAGCAAAUUAGCGAACAAUUUUGUCAUUCCAAGCUUGAGUAAAAACUGCAGUGCUACACUAAUUUGGGCACACCACUAUAAUCUGAGAGAGUACAGUACAUCGCUAUGCCAAUUCUAGUCUCUUGAACAUAGGAAAAAGACAUCUUUACUGUACUGUAUGCCUGAUGAUUUUUCCAAUUUGGCUAUCAACUAGAUGUGUUUUUAAUUAUUAAAAUCUCUCCAGUAGUAGUUUGUAUGCAUAUCACAUAAUAUUAUGUAGUGAAAUGACACUUAACUGGUCGGUAGGACAUACAAUAAAACAACAGUUUGUAAGAAUAUAAAGUGUUUUGCUGAAGACUUGUAUUCUCAGCUAGGAAAUCAAAAAAAUAGAAAAUACUGACUAUAAUAGAAAUUACUGACUAUUGUGACUAUAAUCUAUAUACAGUAUGGAGGCUGGUUUUCACAAUCACAUAUAUUUUCUGGCGUGCAUGGUUAUACAAUAUCUUAGAAAGCUUUAUAUCAACUUGGCACAAACACUACAUGUAUUACUAUAUUAAUGUUUUAUCGGGCUUUUUUGGAUUGAUACGAAUGAAAACGAGAACAAAAUCAAUAAAUAGUUAUGUACUGUAUUACAUGUUUAUAAUUAAAAUUGGAUAUAACUGUAUAACAUAUAUUUAAAGUUCGUUGAAAACAAAGAAUCAUCACACCACGUUAUGAAUAUAAGAGUCAACAAUACAGUAGUAUUACUGUCUCUCUGUGCCAUACUGACUGUCUUUAUAUUAACUUUUUUCCAUACUGAUUGUCUUUAUAUUAACUUAUUUGAAAAAGACUUGAUUGUUCUGCUGACAUUAUAUAUCCUAUUACUGAAUUAGUAAUGACAUUGUUCGCUCUUUCAAUAAAGAUGCAACCCUUUCAUUUUCGUUGUGAUAAACUGAUUUUCUUUACAAAUUACGCUCAUCCCAUGCAACACAAAGGCCAGUGUUAAAUUUUUUUCUCCAUUUUUUUCUCGUACGUGCUCUUAUAAAUCCACCAUUCUGUGGAGACAAACUUUUUUCUGAGAAGUGAUAUGAGUGUGUAUUCUAUACCUAUUAUUUCUAUGACCUAAACACAACUUUCUGCCUAAAAUAUGUUCUAUAUUUAUCUAGAGCCCAGCUUGUAUAAGAACGAAACGGACGGAGGUAUAGUAAAUUUUUCAAACGUCCUUGGCAUAUUUCACCUUGAUGAAGACUUGAUGUGUAGGUCCUUAAGUUACAAAUGUAGAUUCGUGCAAACUCCCAUCUUUAGUAUAAUUCAGGCCAUUGUGUAAAACUGUUUUCAUAUGUAUCAUUAACUUGAUUAUUUCAGUCACACAUCCUUGCUAUCCCAAUCCGUGUAAAUUCAGUAAAGAUCUGUGUGAAAUCAAUCGAGGAAUUCCUGGCAAGAAUGGCAAAAACUAUCGAUGCACACCAGGUAAAACCAUGCACGCACAUAGCUACAGUAUAAUACUCGUGUGAGACCGCCUAUUAUAUUGAAAGAGGCACUGGAACCUUAAAAACUGUAAAGUGGCAUAUUGAUUGAGUAGCACAUAUACAUUCAGGGUGCGAUAAUUCAAUAUUUUUAGCCGUACCUGACUGGUACUCCAACAACUUUUGCCGCGUACCUGAUCUGGUACAAACUUAAGAGUCAAGACGUACCUAAGACUACUUCCGAGUCAUGCGUGUUUAUACCUACGUAUAUAUAGUUUACUGGUCCAAAAGCAAAAAAUGUAUGGGCAAUUUUGUACUAAUGAAUCUUUAAUUAUGGUAUUUGUACAACAUAAUAUAAAAGUUCUCAAAGCGUCGACGUUGUGACUCGAAUGCCAUCGCUCAUUUACAGUGGAUUUACCGAGGGUGCUAACUGUCUGACCUCAGCUACAUACAGUGUAGUUUUCCUCAUUGGGCGGCUAAAAAAAAACCUGUGGUUCAGUGCCAGUGGUUCCGGUUUCAUAUCGCGAAAACAUUAGGGUAGCUAGGUGGGAAAUUUUUGAAUAUUUUUUUCAUGGUUUUGGCGGGGUUUUUGCUGGGCGAUUUUCAGUAGAGUCCCGACAUCAAUAUUAACUAGAGAUGCGUAGUUCCUACGGACGAAUUUAGGCAAAAUUAUGGUGUCCACACUACAACGAAAACGAUAAAAUUAUCGAUAACGAUUUAAAAUCACUCACCCGAGCGAUUUUUUUUUCAGUCGGACGAUGACGAUAAAUUUUUUGAUCAAGCGCAAAGAUAACAUUUGGCGUUUUUCAUCCCAAAAUAUGUCGGAUGCGUGGAAUUUACAUGUACAGCUAACGUUCUUCACGGUUUUGAUUACUUUGGCAGGUUUGCUAGUUAUUGCUAGAAGGAAAAUGUAAGUACGCAAAUAGCAAAUUUCCACGUACCUACGUGGUACUUGCCCAAAAACAAAGAAGUACCAGACCAUAAAUUUGGCGUACCUCCGGUACGUUGGUACGCGAAUUAUCGCACCCUGGUUACAUGUACGAAUACGAUCUUUCGAUGUAUAAUUCCAAUGCAUUUGUCAUUAAUUGUAGGUUGUCCUAUUGAUCAUCAGUCUAAAACUGUUAUCAAGAAUGGUGACUUUGCUCGGGUAAGUGUUAAUUGCAGAAACUUAGUACAGUGUUAUUUACGUUUAUCUGAUUAAUCUUUCAUCUUUCGUUAUUUUGUAGUUACCCAUAGUGCAAAACUUAAAAUUAGAAGGAUGUUUCAAAAUUUGUCGUUGUGUACAAGGAAAGUUGCCUAUAUGUACAACAUUACCAAGCUGUAUUAAAAGAAAUUCAUGUGAUCACAAAUUAACCAACAGUAAGUUUAGUUAGUUCAGUAGGUUUACAGGUCGUAGUUAUGUUUCACAAAACAUGAAUUAAUGUGCAGCAGAUAGCUCAUGGUUGUCAACCCUUUGAUCUGAAUGGUGUCUUUAUAAGUCCAGCCUCCUUGUUCGUUAAAGGCACAGUUCAGCCUUUUGAAUGAUGGUUUUUAAGGCGCAUUGCAACCCUUUUAAUUGGGAAAACUAACUAGGAAAAUACUAUAAGAUCAGUGAACUCAUUGUUUUUAACAUUAAGGGUUCUCCAAUGGAUUGACAUACAAAAGAUACAAAACAGCACAAACACAUGCGUGCAUCACCUAAUGUACAAUAUUUCACGGCACGGCAUGGUCUACUUUGCAGACCCCAUUUGAAGAUAUACGAAAUCCAUUCAAUAGAUAAUGCUUAUAAAUAAGCCACAAACGGUAGAUUCCAGACGCAUGUAGAGAGGUCCUAUUACCUAUCCCAAAAUUAAAAUAAAUCACGUAUAAUUAAACAAAAGUUAGAAAGUAACGAAAUACCACAAAAUGAAAAUAACGAAGUAAAACGUUACUUCUUAAAACGACUUCGUUCCAAGUAAAAGUACUCCAGAAAAAGUUUACUUUGCUACAUGCUCACUUCUCAAAAAUGGUACUCGACUACUCAAGUACAGUAACGAUUAACGAAGUACAUUUACUUCGUUUCUUGACACCACUGGUUGUACACAGGACGUAAAAGCUCUGGUUUACCCGUUGUAAACUGACAUUUUAAUUAUUCAUUUUUUUUAAAUAUUAUUAAUUUCAUUGUAUUGCUAGCCGUCGUCUUUACGUUGCCGUCUUAGAAUCAAAUAAAAAUUUCCUAUAAAUUCAGAAUGUUUUUGAAGCAUUUACGAUAAAAAUUUGUUACUCAGAGAUAGUAUUCAUUUUGCACAUAGAUAACACGUUUCUCACUAUGUUUUUCGUUUUAGAAACAUAUAAACAUCAAGAGAAGUUUUCAAUAAACUGCAACUUUUGUGUUUGUUAUGAUGGCGAAGUCCUUUGUUCGAAGUCUCAAUGCCUACCUGGAGCUGAUAACAAUGCCACAGGUUUGUUUGAAGGGCAAAUCAAAUUAUCACUAAAUGAGUGAUAUAAAUACAUUUGCAGUAAAUGUAUUUAGGGUCUGAGUUAGGCCUAAGGCCUGCUAGGCCUGCUAUAUUGCAGGUAGAAGGCAGGGAUUUUCUUGGAUUGCAUGGUAACAUCUCUGUGGAUCUCUCCUGUGCUUGGUGGGUUUUUCUCUAGUUUUCCUCCCUCACUAAAAACCCGUGGGCAUUUAAAAUGCAUAUGACAUGAAAUUUCUCAUAUUCUUAAAUGAAAGAACUCUUUAAGUUGUAGUGCAACUUAUUUUUCAGUUGCUUGUUUUUAUGGUUUGUUCCCGAGAUAUUUCAAUUUGUUUGAUAUGUAAAUGAGUGUGAAUAUGUCCGCUAAUUUAUGACGUCAUGUUGGUUGUAAGCGCAACUUACACUGGUUAUAAAUGUAUUAACUCUAAAAAUUGUUGAUAUCAAACAAAUUGAAAUAUCUCGCGAACAAACCAUAAAAACAAGAAACUGAAAAAUAAGUUACACUACAACUUAAAGAGUUUUUUCAUUUAAGAAGAUAAGAAAUUUCAUGUCAUAUGCAUUUUAAGAAUCACAGUCAACCGUGAUGCUUUGCACGCUAUGUGAAUGUUUACAUAUACGGGGAGCUAAAAAUAGUGUUAUCUUCGAAAAUAGUCAUAGACUAAAAAUGAUAUGCAUUAGCUUUAUUAUAAACAAAAAACUGUACUACAUUUACCUGCUGGUGCCCCGUCGCCAGCUACGUUCCCACAGUUCGUCCAUGCUUUGUCGUUGAUCAUGGAUUGUAAAAUAACAAUCCAUGCUUUGAUGGAGCAGGAUUUCGGCGAACUCGCUAUGCGAAAGCCCCUGUAUUCCCAGUACAGGCUUUCUUUCCAAAGGGCGUACGUUGAACUUGUCAACGAUAUUCUUUUUUAUAUAUCCUCACUUGUUAGUCUUCCACGAACCGGAGAUACAGAAGCCAUGAUUAGCCAUCUACUUUAUAAAAUGAGAAAACUUUCUAAACACACACGCAAAAAUCUCAAUCAAUGAUCUAUUAACAUAUUCCAACUAUGAAAAAUAUGAUACGCUUCGGAUGUCAAUCUUUCGUCACUAAAGUGGCUAAUAAAAUGGUGGAAUACAAAACAAUCAAAACAUUUUAGCGCGCAAAGCAUCACGGUUGACUGUAAUUCUUUAACCAUAACCUCAGAGACCUGUCAAUUGUGGGUCAUAAAACGUGCUAAGAGCUCCGACCACCUUGGAGUGGUGAACAAAUUUAACAUAAAUUGCUCUACUUAUGUCCAGCCUAGUCAACAAAAAAGCCAAAUAACUUGUUAUGCUUGCAGGUCGGUUGCGACGAAACCAUUCACCGAAUGAUGAAAACACUGUCAGUGGUAUGUACUGCAUGUAUACAGUAAAAUACAGUAUUAUAGGCUUAAAGCAAACUAAUUACUGAAGGGGUUUGUAGAUGGAAAUUUUGAGUGUAAUUUUUAUAUAUCAGGAGCACUUGCAAAAAAUACAAAAUAGUCAGUUGGUUAGAGCACUGCACCGGAAUUGUAGGGCUGCAGGUUAAAUUUCCUGCCAAAGGGCCCUAUAGUUGCAAUUUUCGCAACUGCUCUUGGUAGGUCAAAUAAACGUAUAAAAAUUACACUCGAUCUUUCCAUCUACAAAUGCCUUCAUCAAUAGUUCAUCGAGUAAGAUGCUGAAAAAUCCUGAUGUUUACCGUUGUAGCAAACUGAUCGGAAAUACAGACUAUCACUGAAAUAUUAGUUUCUUCUCCGCCACGUGUUUAAUUGUGUUAGUUAGUGUGAAGACAACACUAUCGUUGCUGUUGUAUAUUUACCGUAUAUUGGAAUAGAUCCAAAGCCAGUAAGGGUAGCAGUUUGACAGAGAUUUUUGUUCACUGUAGAUCUCUCAUGUCGGUGUCUUGGCAAGUACGAGCCAGUGUGUGGCACAAAUGGAAAAACAUACCGUCGUCUUUGUUUUGCCAGGUAAUGUAAUGUCAGUGGUGUAAUGUGUGCAGUGGAACUAUACACAUGUAUAAUUUAACAUAAUUUUUGGAAACAACCCCUGAGAAUUUUUUCACCUCCCCUGAAAAGUCAUGAACCUCCCCUUGGAAAAUUUUCAAUGACACAGUAGAUCAAAGUGAAAAUUUGACAUUUUUUGGUUGCUUAAGGUCGACACUUCAUCAGAAAGUUGAAACAGUGAUAGUCAUUCAUCUCUGCGUCAAGUACCUUUUAAUGCAAUGUUUUGAAAGAAACUUUGCAGCAAUUGUAAUGAAGGGCAAAAUUGGAUGAGUUGUACAGUCAUAAUUCAUUAAUACACUAAUACAUACAGUAUGUACACUAUGCGCAUGCAUGCGUCACGUCGUUGACUUUGGCCCAUUCUAAGCCCUAACUUUCCAUUGGGGUCGUGUGCUAGACUGCUGCAUCUCCCCCACUAUUUCCACCAUGCUUUGCAUAAAAAAAGUUACCCACACUUCUGCUUGACAAGGUCUCUAAAGAGUUGUUAUAUUUCCAUAAUAAUCGGUUAUAUAUGCAAUCGGCUUACACAUGUGACGAACAUGUUUUUGUUGACCCUGGAGUACACACGAGAAAAUUUCUUGGUUUGCAAAGAAGCUGGCCUAACCAGGAAAACUACCAUGCACGUUGGCACUUUGUUGGCAUAGAUACUGUAUAUUGCGUAGUAGGGUUGGGCGAUAUUUAAAAAAUCAUCUCACGAUUAUUGUCAAGGAAAUUAGCACGAUAUUCGAUAAUAUCGCGAUAAAUGAAAUAAAAACAAUGACCACAUUUUUCAAUUUUAAUUAAUAUCAAGGGAUAGUAAGCUUAUAUAUAAUCUUACUAAAAACAAGUAAAACAACAAGUUAAAGUAAUAUGAAGGCUUUUUCUAGUCUAAUAUUUACUGUUCAUAAACCAGAACUGUCUAUGUGGUGUCUACUUUGUCUCCGCUGGUUCGCCUGUGAUUUCAUUCGCUGUUUUGCCUGCAAUUUCAUUUCAUUUUAUCGUAUUGAAUUCGUAUUUAAUUCAGGAAAUAGUUUUAAUUCUUUUAAAAACUAUAUUUUCUAGGAAUUGAAAAUACUUUUUUAGGAUUUAUAAAAGCUAUAUACACAUGCGAAGCAAUAUCACGAUAGUCAUCGAGCAUGAUGAUAAUUUCGAUAUAUCGUCGCUCAAGUUUCUACCUUCGAUACAAUAAUCGCGAUUGAAAAUAUCGCGAUAAAAAUCGAAAUAUCGCCCAACCCUAUUGCGUAGUUCAAUAUACAUUAUAGACCUUGAGCCUUAUUUUUAUUUUUUAUUAGCAAUUGUGCGGAUGUCAACACAAAGCAAAUUGUAAAAGGACAAUGUUCGUCAAUAUAUCCAUGUGAUCCUUCACCUUGUUCAGAUGAUAAAUUGUAAGUUUAACUCUAACUUAAUAAGUGGCAUUAGUGAAAACAUUAACAUUGUUGAUAUUACCCAUUCAUUAAUACUGUCCUUUUUCUUGUUUACUAGGUGUGUUGUGGAUAGAAAAGUCUGUGUUGGCAGCAUGUCCAGUUGCCCGCAGUUUAUCUGCAGUAAGUUCGGAAUAUGCUUUACAUAAUUAGUUUAAAUCAGUUAUAUGUACUGCCUGAAUUUUCAUACAAAAAUCACUUUUGGAUGCGCUUGUUAAAAAGGAGCACGAAAACAAAUUAUAAAUUACUUGAAUAUUUGUCAGAAAAUUGUAAUGUGCACAAAUUGUACUCCCGAUUUCCAUAGUAAGUAACGUUGUAAUUGGUUUAUUUUUUAGUAAAAAGACCUCAGAAUUGUACGAAUUCUUCAACUCGGCUUCUCUGUGAUACGGAGAACCAGCAACAUUCUAGCAAGUGCGAGGUUCAACGAGAUGAGAAAGAAAUAGCAUAUGCUGGAAAGUGCAACGUACGUAUAUUACACGAGAUAUUUCCACAUAAUAUCUGCACGGUAUAGAGAGAAUUAUAAAUAAAAUCGUACGAUACACAAUAGUUUGACAUAUAGCUGCCGUUAUGGUCCGGACAAUGUUGUCGUGAAAAUUGAUUGCCCAUUUAUCCUGAAUUUACUUGCCGCUAUAUCGUGCUGGCCUUCACACAGUGGUGAAGCUAGCCAUGGCAACUGGUCAUGCUACGCUAUUACUCUGCACCUAAAUAGGUUAAAGACAAUAUACUGUAUUUCUUAAGGUUUGAAAUGCAUACCUGAGACCUGUUGCUAACUGUAUGGCUUGCUUCACCACUGCCUUUACACACGUAUUAUAUCAAGUCUCAAGUUGUCGCUAACGUCUGAUAUUUUUUCUAUUGUAGCCUUCUUGUGUACCUGGCAUGCAAGAAGUUUGUGGUGUUGAUGGUCAGACGUAUAGUAGUAAAUGUGCGUUAAAACAUGCCCGUAUGUUGUUGGAUUAUGAAGGACCUUGUAAAACUGUUGGAAAAUAUGGAAGUAAGUUUUCCUCGUGCAGUGUUGUUUGUAAGUUGUUCUCAGCUUUGGGGGGAUAUCAUCUUGUGGUCUAAAGUCAAAUCAAUUGCCAAAAUUAACUUCUAAGCGGGGAAACGAAUACAUUCGACCAGAUACAAUGGUCCCGAUUUCCAUUUGGGGUUUUGGGACGCUAUUAUGAAAUUAAUUUCGGCAAGUGUUGCCGCUCCUUUUGGACCGUGUGUUCUGGUGUGUGUGGCAACAAAUAUUAAUUUUGUGUUAAUUUUAUUACAUUUUUAGACAAAGAUCCAACAGUUAGAUGUGCUCACAUCAAAUGUCCAAUUUUAAAUCCACCGACUUGUGUUGGUGUCACGCCACCUGGGGCUUGUUGUGAAGUCUGUGGUGAGUGCUCAGGACCUAAUUCUCCUUUGUGAUUUAGUGCACUUCCUCUUACUUCCUCUUACUUCCUGCUGAAGUUAUCGACAUGUUGUAGAAAAUAACAUCGGAUCCAAAGUUGAACUCUUGACUACGGCAACAGUUAAUUCGUUCGAUGUUAUAUGAGGUGUUUUAUUUGAAUUCGCGGAUUAUUUUUACUUAGGGCUGUUUGAGAGAAACAGGAAUACUUAGAGGCAAAUUAAGUGUGGAGUAAUGCAUACUUUGGCUCAAAUAUGCCGUAUAUAUAAUAUAUUUUUGCCGUUGCCGUUCUAGGUUGCCAAACUCCCGAAAGCACCUAUUUGACUGGGGAGGGGACAGGAAGAUAUUUACAAUAGUAUAUCUAUGUGAUAUGAAACUAAAAUUUGCUAGUUUUUACUUGAAAUAUUUGAAAGCGAACUAGUUCGAAAGUCGUUCGAGUGAAUAAUCUUUUCUUUCUGCAUUUAUAGCCACGCAAUUGACAGUUAUAUUUGAUGAAAAAGAAAUUUCGAAGACGAACAAAAUUGUGAUGGAUACCUCUCAACCAAUCACACAACUGCAAGUUGUUGCAAGAGUGCGAAGGCAUCUAUCAAUGGUAAGAACUUACACUGGUUAUCAUUUUGCUGUAUUAAUAAGUUAGAGACUUUAAGAUUGACAGCAGACUGCUAAUUGCAAACUUCAAAUCGUGUUUGAAAGUGUUAGAACCGUAUUACAACGUGUCGAUUAAAACGUGUCGAUUAAAACGUGUUAGAACGUUUUAAAACGUGUUAGAACGAGUUAAAAAUGCAAAGUGCAUUUUCUCAACACCUGAGGAGGUAAUUCAUGCUUCAGUUUUAAUGCACAAAUUGCCCCUAGCUUAGAACAGCCAACAGUUGAUCUCAAAAUACGACGCGAAGAUUGCCGUUCGCAGUCUGCCGUAAAACGUCAGAUUUAAGGUUGCUUUCCAGGUUUUUCGUAUUUUACAUUUUCAUGCUUUUGAGAGGUGGCAAAUAAACUGUACGGUUUGCUCACUGCCCAGUCAAAUUAGCAGUUACUAGAGGUGUGCAAAUCCGAUCCGAAUCCGAUCAGAUUUCGGAACCAAAAUAUUCAUAUCGGAUUGAUAAAGUUGUUUCGUAGUCGGAUCGGACUUCGAUAUCCGAAAUAAAAUGAAUUAAUUAUCCACGCAUUAUCGCAAGAAUGAAUUAUCCAUGCAUUUAUCAAAGUAGCAUCGCGGUUGUCGCUGCAUUAUUCGUUUGAUACUUCAAUUGGACGUCACUUUGUCAGCUUCUUGACAUGUAUUUCUUGCUUUUAUAUUUAUUUGGUUAAAUAUUUCAACUUGAAUGAGAAAUUUAUUUUAUUAAAGAAUUCUUCGGAUCGGAAUUCUUUUUCAAAACUCGGAUCGGAUUCGACCAUUUCGGAUCGGAUUUUAAACAUUAGGCAACUGUCGGAUUAUAAACGUCCGAUCCGAUGCACACCUCUAGCAGUUACCACCUAAGGCUGCGUUCCAGUCACACGUUUUUAUACGCACGGAAAAGUUCAAAUCUUUUUCAACUUAACACUAGGAUGAAUUACCUGUACAAACGCACAUUAAGUCAUUCACAAAACUAUAUGCUUUCUUUUAUUCAUUCAGUUAUUUUCAUAAGUAACAUUUAAAAAGACUUAAACUUUUCCGUGCGUAUGAAAAACGCGUGACUGGAAAGCAGCCUUUCUCAAACUCUUUAACGGUUGUAGUGUAAUAUUUUAGUUUCUCCAUUUUUAGAGCGAGUGCGAUGUAUUUGGUUUCUACAACACAUAUAAUGACUUCAUACUACUGGUGAAGACAAUCACUGAAAAGCCAACCACGCUUCAGGUUAGUACAGUGUUUAAAGGUGAUGUGACACCUGCAUUUGUGUAGUUAUCCCCCGGGAGCAAAGCAAGCAUGUGGUGGGGCUGUGUAGCUCGAGGUAUAGAUUGAGAUGAUCAGCUGUAUGGCGUGGUUUAGAAAAUGUUUGUGAAAUUAGGCCUGUUUCAGAUUUGAACAUUCUCGUCCCCAGAGCCAUUUUCAUUCGGUCACUCGUCGAAAAUUUGGCUCUGGGUUAUAGACGACUAAAGGGAGAGAUCUGAUUGGCUUGUCAGAGAACUGCUAUUUCGCAGAAGUUGAGCAGUUUUCGCUAGGGAAAAUUUUUCUGUCAAAACAUGUCAACACAAAUACUUCGCAAUACUUGUCUGAAAAAUGUUACGGGUGUUGCAGCGUCCCAAUUCAAGGGUGUGCGCCUUAGAAACUACUGCAAGUUUUCUUGCACUUCCGGUUCCGUGUAAUCGUGUAUAAGGGUGAGGACAUGCUGAAAACACUGGGUAUAAAACAAAGUGCCCAACCACAAAAAACAACCGUUCAAUUAAUAGUAUUUUUCAUUUUGAUUGUAUUAGUUUCUUAUCUGCAACAAAGAAGCUCAGAAGAUCGAAACUUUAAUCAACACUCAAAGUCCAAUAUUUACAUCCGAUGAAAUCUUAUCAUCAUUCCGUGCAGUUCAAUUGAAUGAACCAAGUCUAUCUAAAAAACUAAAGAGUAAAGCAGCGUCUUCGUAUUCAAGUUCAACUCUGUUGAUUUGUAUGUUAUUAACGCUCGCAAUGUCCUGGACGACGCAGCUACUAUAGAGUGAUUUGGUCAAGAGAGGUGAAGACAGCCAGCCAGCCAUGCUGAGCCUGGUAUUGAACCAGAAGUUUGUUCAUCGACCAUUGGUCAUGUUUAACGUUGGCUACUCCGGAAGUAGCCUUAUUAUUCUGGCCGUUAAAGAAUAGAAGAGAGUGAAAUUGUUGGAAAAUUUUAAGAGACGAUAAAAAAUCGAAAUAUUCUUAUAGAAGAAAUUAGAGUUGCCAAAUUGGUUAAAUAUGUACAGAGAACGUGCAAGUUGCUUCGCGUGGGAAUGAGUGUCACAUUUAGUCCCGGCUAUCGUGAACAAGUCCUCCAUCAUCACCGAUGUGAAUCGAUACCGUAUUACAUCGGCCAACUUGUCAUGCCAAAUCGAAACCACUUCGUCAACACUAAAAUUUUGAAAUUUGUGUUAAAAUGUCACUAACCCCAACUUUUAAAUCAAUUAUGUGUGUUCUGAAAUAAUGUAUACUAACAGUGCAGCCUGUGAGGCCCUGAUCGUCCGACGAGGUUACUAGUAAUAUGGACAUGAUGCCUAUUCAACUUGUCUGACGAAUGAUAUCUGUCUACAAAACCUAUAUACACAUUAAAAUUGACAAAAUAUUGUGGGUCAGAGGCAUUUUAACACAUACAUGUAUGGAUAGGACAAUAGACUAAUAGAGUUUAAAUAUAGCACAAACAUUGUAAUAUAUUGUAAUAUAAGGUAAUAGAUUCUAUUUUUCUGCAGAUAAGACACUGCAACAAGUUGAAAUUAAAAAAUGUCAAUACUGUAUUUGUUUCCUUGCCCUACAUCAACAGUUGUUCUUACAGUUGGCGAGAUAAAAAAAACAUUUAUCUAAUUGUCGCGGUUUUUUUCGCGGGUCUUUUCUCCGCGGUCUAAUUUCCCUGUCAGCGUUCUUUGUUGGGGAUGUUUGAACGAAAAUCGGCUGUUCUCUUCAAAAUAAGACCGCACUGAACUUUAUUUUUUUAUAUUUUUAUAAGGAGCAAUUCACUCGAACGAUUCAUUUUGUAGAACAACUAUUUUACUGUAUAGAAAUGAUAUUUUCAUAAAUAUAUCUUAAAACCAACAGGAAAACAACUCAAAAGUGUAAAGCUACCGCGAAUUAAUACUUUCCUGAAUAAUUCUUACAUUAUUUUAUUUGUCAUUUUACAACUUUAUCAUGUUUUGCAUGCACUGGCGAACAUUUGAUGAAAAUCGUACUGAUAUUGAGCGCGCAGUAGCGAUUUUCCGCAAAAUGGCAGGGAUGGGCCAGCAUGAUCUGGUAGGGGUUCCCAUCGACUUGCUUGACUACUGCAUACUAGCUUGACUACAAUAUUUGAAUUGUAAUUGUUGUUCACAGUUCGCUUAUCAUCAUGUUAUUCAAAUGACUGUAUCUCAUUUUAUCUCAUUGCUUUAUGCAAAAUAGCAGCCUGCACCCGCUCUGGCCAGGG
Molecule: messenger RNA, 32674 nt
Organism: Paramuricea clavata
Lineage: Eukaryota; Metazoa; Cnidaria; Anthozoa; Malacalcyonacea; Plexauridae
Source: the annotation of a GenBank genome assembly